AUGCGAGAUAAGGAUGGAAUUAUUUUUGAUCCAAUUGCACCUCGAGCCGGCGAAAGAUUAACUGCAACAUGUACAGUCGUAGGACUAACACCAACAGAUAAACGAAACCGUAUGAAUGAUGGAAAAAAUUUUACAAUAGCAAUGGAUAACGCUGUAUUUCAAUUCAAUCAGCCGGUUCCUCGUUUAUAUGCAUCACAUCAAAUCGAUACAUCAGAUUGGUAUCUUACAUUUACUCCGCUGGAUCGAGAUGAUAUUGGAAAUUUGACAUGUGCAUUGGCCGAUACCAACAACAGAGAAAUAUUUUUAACACGAUUUCUAAACGUGAAUAGUGAACCAGUUGUAUUAGAAUCAUCAACCAAAGAUACUGAAGUAAUGGAAGGUCAGACAGUCGUAUUAACAUGUAAUGCACAAGGUUAUCCGACACCUAAAAUUGAAUGGCAAAGAGCAGAUGGAAAACCAUUGUCAUCCGGAGAGAUUCGACAAGUUGGUACACAGCUUCAGUUAAAUCAUGUGACACGAGCUGAUGGAGGUAUUUACAAAUGUUUAGCUAAUAAUCUUGUUGGUUUUGGUGCUGAAUGGACAUUAAAAUUAUCUGUCAGAUUCAAACCGUAUAUUUAUUGUCAAAAAGAUGUUGGUCAGGCAGCUCAAUUUCAAGUUGAUGCCUAUGUUGAAUGCUAUGUUUAUGGUUAUCCAGCACCUCGGAUAAGUUGGAUCAAAUCCAAUUCUGCUGGCUCAACAAUAAAUGGAACAAAUGUUAAUUAUGAAGGUGUAAUUUGGAAUUCAAAUAAAUAUCGUAUUGAAGCAAUAAUACCAGAAAUGUCAUUGUGUACAGAUUGUAUACUGUCUCGUUUGACUAUUAUCAAUGUUGAAGCGGGUGAUUAUGGUUUAUAUUUCAUUAAUGCUACUACAAGUGGAUUUAAAACAGAGCUUGGCCAAGUUGAAUUAUAUGAAACAACGGAGUGUCAACAAUUUAUCACUCAUCUUGGAAAUAGUGGUUGUAAACGUUCAAAGGCGAGAAAUGAUGCAAAUAAACAAAAUGUUUAUGCUCGAAAAUCCAUGGUAUUCUCAACUUUAUUUUUAUUUUUGGUUUCCUUUAAUUUUCCAUUUUAA
Didymodactylos carnosus is the source of this 1110-nucleotide messenger RNA. Lineage: Eukaryota; Metazoa; Rotifera; Eurotatoria; Philodinida; Philodinidae. The record is from the annotation of a GenBank genome assembly.